Messenger RNA from Puccinia graminis f. sp. tritici CRL 75-36-700-3, 564 nucleotides. RefSeq lists its product as uncharacterized. The transcript has 4 exons. Bases 1 to 564 code for a protein of 187 amino acids. Gene Ontology annotation, molecular function: microtubule binding. The record is from RefSeq and is a predicted model, not a curated record. NCBI's taxonomy places the organism in Eukaryota, Fungi, Basidiomycota, Pucciniomycetes, Pucciniales, Pucciniaceae.
AUGGCCCAGUUCUAUCGAAGGCAGGCUCCCGAGCCACUGCCAGAUACACCAAACCCCCCAACCCUCACCUCCUGGUCCCAGCAACUGAUCCAGGUGCACCAAUUUCUAGCUCACCAAGCCCAAUCAACCAACAUCCUCCAAAGUGCAACCGCAGCUAGAAACCACUUGGAAGUCAUGAGGACUUCUAACCAAUUGCUAGCCACCCAAGGAUUUGCCGGGUUUGAGAGGCAACUCCAAGGACAACUGGACAUAAUCACCAACCAACUUCAACUCCAGCAGCGCAAGUGCAACACCUCUGCUGGUCAACAAGAAGAGCCCAUUCCUUGCACACUAUGUGCCCUUCCUGAGAACCGCUUCAACUUGAGUCUGAUUGCGUAUGGCCAGACAAGUUUGGACAAAUUGUUCACUCUAGGCUCCAACAGCAAUGGCUCAAUCCCAAAGACUCUGGAACACUUGUUUGUCAACAUGGCAUCCCUUGCUCAGAAGAACAACCAGGAGAUUGUCAAGCUAUUGGGAAGCUUCAUCAAGAUCCACAACCAAGAGAUCAUUGACCUCCUUCUCUGA